AUGGAUUGGGUGGUGAAUGAGAAUGAAGAGAAGCUUCAAUCCAAAAUCACAGUAAAUGGAGAGAAUGAGGAAGUAGAUGAUUCUCCAAUUGAACAAGUGAGGCUAACAGUGCCAAUAAGUGAUGAUCCAAAUGAAGCAGCACUAACAUUUAGAACAUGGCUUCUUGGGAUUAUAUCAUGUGUGGUUCUUUCAUUUCUGAACCAAUUCUUUGGUUACAGAACCAACCCUCUUACCCUUACAUCUGUGUCUGUCCAAAUUGUUACACUCCCAGUUGGUAAAUUCUUGGCUGCAACACUUCCCACAAAGCAAAUCAGUGUUCCUUUGACCAAAUGGUCAUUUACCUUAAAUCCAGGACCAUUUACUAUGAAAGAACAUGUCCUUAUAACAUUAUUUGCAAGUGCUGGAUCCAGUGGUGUCUAUGCAAUUAACAUCAUCACUAUUGUCAAGGCUUUUUAUCAUAGAGGCAUUCAUCCAAUUGCUGCUUUUAUGUUAUCUAUGUCAACUCAGAUGCUUGGUUAUGGAUGGGCUGGAAUCUUUAGAAGUAUUCUUGUUGACUCUCCCUAUAUGUGGUGGCCCACAAAUCUUGUCCAGGUGUCUCUAUUCAGGACAUUGCAUGAGAAAGAAAAAAGGCCUAAAGGAGGAUUAACAAGGAUGCAAUUCUUCUUAAUAGUGUUUGGAGCGAGCUUUGCAUAUUAUGUUAUUCCAGGCUACCUCUUCCAAUCAUUGCAAGCUAUCUCUAUAGUUUGCUUGAUAUGGAAGAAAUCUAUCACUGCACAACAAAUUGGUUCAGGCUAUUAUGGCCUUGGCAUCGGCUCGUUCGCCCUCGACUGGAACACGGUGGCCGGCUUCUUUGGGAGUCCUUUGGCUUACCCCAGCUUUGCCAUCAUCAACAUAUUGGUUGGAUUUGUGAUCUUUGUGUACAUUCUUGUUCCACUCUUCUAUUGGAACAACAUCAAAGAUGCUAAGAAGUUUCCUAUCAUUAGUUCUCACACAUUUGACUCUUCUGGAGAAAAAUACAAUGUUACUCGUAUUCUAAAUGCAAAAAGCUUUGACAUUGAUAUGGAAGGUUACAACAGUUAUAGCAAGAUUUAUCUUAGUGCCAUAUUUGCACUUGAUUAUGGCUUGAGCUUUGCAACUCUCACUGCCACUAUUUCACAUGUUCUACUCUUUCAUGGAAAAACGAUAUAUCGGAUGACAAGAAGCACAACAGAAGAAGCACUUAAGGGAAAACUUGGAGAUGUGCAUACAAGAAUCAUGAAGAAGAACUAUGAACAGGUUCCUGAAUGGUGGUUUAUCUCCAUUUUGAUUCUAAUGACUGUGGUAGCUUUGAUAUCUUGUGAAGGCUUCGGAAAGCAACUCCAACUGCCAUGGUGGGGAGUCUUAAUGUCUUUAGGGAUUGGACUGUCUUUCACUUUGCCAAUUGGAAUCAUUCAAGCAACAACAAACCAGCAAGUUGGACUCAAUGUGAUCACAGAGUUAAUCAUUGGGUACCUUUACCCGGGAAAGCCCCUUGCAAAUGUAACAUUCAAGACCUAUGGCUACAUUAGCAUGUCUCAAGCUCUUGGAUUUCUUAAUGACUUCAAAUUAGGCCACUACAUGAAGAUUCCUCCCAAAUCUAUGUUCAUUGUGCAGUUGGUAGGCACACUGGUGGCUUCCGCCGUGUACUUUGGCACAGCAUGGUGGCUUCUUACAUCGAUCGAUAAUAUAUGUGACACAUCGAAGUUGCCAGAGAGCAGUCCAUGGACAUGCCCCGGAGAUGAUGUGUUCUAUAAUGCGUCGAUCAUAUGGGGGAUCGUAGGGCCAGGAAGAAUGUUCACCAAGAAAGGAAUCUACCCGGAGCUGAACUGGUUUUUCCUCAUUGGUUUCCUUGCACCGGUUCCAGGGUGGUUCCUUUCUCGAAAGUUCCCAGAGCACAAGUGGAUUGGACUCAUACACAUACCACUCAUUAUGCAAGGCGCCAGCAGCAUUCCACCAGCGAGAUCUGUGAACUACAUCACGUGGGGAAUUGUGGGGAUCUUCUUCAACAUCUAUGUUUACAAGAAGUUCAAGGUGUGGUGGGCGCGCCAUACUUACAUCCUCUCGGCGGCCCUGGAUGCCGGAGUUGCUUUCAUGGCUGUUGCACUCUAUUUUGCACUCCAAAACUAUAAUAUUUUUGGUCCAGAUUGGUGGGGUGUUGAUGGAACUGAUCACUGCCAUCUGGCCAAAUGCCCCACAGCACCAGGUGUAGUUGCUGCUGGCUGUCCUGUUCUAUGA
This is a messenger RNA of Arachis stenosperma, 2253 nucleotides long. RefSeq names its product oligopeptide transporter 5-like. The record is from RefSeq and is a predicted model, not a curated record. The transcript is spliced from 7 exons. The coding region runs from base 1 to 2253 and encodes 750 amino acids. Gene Ontology annotation, biological process: transmembrane transport. Gene Ontology annotation, molecular function: oligopeptide transmembrane transporter activity. NCBI's taxonomy places the organism in Eukaryota, Viridiplantae, Streptophyta, Magnoliopsida, Fabales, Fabaceae.